This is a messenger RNA of Melospiza melodia melodia, 4332 nucleotides long. Its product is annotated as hydrocephalus-inducing protein homolog. The record is from RefSeq and is a predicted model, not a curated record. Gene Ontology annotation, biological process: axonemal central apparatus assembly; cilium movement. Gene Ontology annotation, cellular component: axoneme. The transcript has 28 exons. NCBI's taxonomy places the organism in Eukaryota, Metazoa, Chordata, Aves, Passeriformes, Passerellidae. The coding region runs from base 1 to 4332 and encodes 1443 amino acids.
AUGGCUUCUGGAGUGCCAAAGACACCAACACCUCCAACACCUCGUAUUUUGCUCAGGGAAAGACUGAAGGCUGAUUCUCUGACUCCCUCUGCCUUCCAGAAGGAGAUGUCUCUCAGCACCAAGCAGAGGCUGGCCAGAGCUAAGAAGCUGAGUCUGCCUCCCAUUGUCCAGCCUCAAGACAAGCCUGGGACCUCCCAUCACAAGUUCUCAGCAGCUGCCCCAGAGCAGCGCUCGUUUCAGCCUUGCCCACCAGAGGUGGUGUUUCAGAACUACAGCCCCGGUGAGGUCUGUGAAGUGCCGCUGGUUCUGAGGAACAGGGACAAGGUUCCUCACUUGUUGAAGGUCACCUUGAAGAGCUCACCUUAUUUCCAGCUGGUGGGCCCCAAUGACGUGUGCCGCAAGGUGCCACCGGGCCUCUACACCACUGUCCGCAUCCUCUUCACCCCUGGGCAGAGAAAGGAUUAUUUCCACCACCUCCUCUGCACCACUGAAAAUGAAGAGUUCAUUGUGCCAAUUUGGGCCAUCGGUGGCCGAGCCAUCCUGGACUUCCCUGACCAGCUGGACUUCUCCACCUGUCCGGUCAAGUACACGACCCAGAAGACCCUGCUGGUUCACAAUGUUGGAAACCGGCCUGCUCGUUACGAGCUGAGCACCCAGAGCCCUUUCUCUGUCACUCCGGGCAUGGGAACUCUGGAUGUUGGUGACGCCGUGGAGGUGGCAGUGGAAUUUCGGCCACUGAAGACUGGUGACCAUUCCAGGUCCCUUGUUGUGCACUACGACACAGGUGAAGACACCCACACAAGCCUUCAUGCCAGAGCUGUGGAUGCCCACAUCAGGCUGGACAGGAAUACUGUGACCCUGGAGAAGACGUACAUCUCCAUGUCAAACAGUGCAACUGUGCUCAUCCACAACCGCAGCGACAUCACAGCCCGCUUCCAGUGGAAGGCUGUGGAUACUGAGGAACAGGAGGAACAGCUGAGGCAGAGGCAGUAUCACAGGAUAUACCCGCAGCAAAGGCACAAGUUGUAUAGUUUUCUGAAGGAGCGUGAAGUGGACAUCACUUGCCGAGAACGCCUUGCUCUUCUCAACCACACCUUCCAGAGUGAGGUAGCAAAGAUCAGAGGAGAUCCCAUGCUGUUAGACGAUGACAUUUUCUCCCUUGUGCCAAAGGAGGGUGAGAUCAUGCCGAAGUGCUCGGCUGAAAUCAGCGUGUUCUUCACGCCCCAGGCAGCCCAGGUCUAUGAACGAACAGUUUACUGUGACAUCUCAGGCCGUGAGAACAGGCUGCCCCUGCUCCUCAUGGGGGAAGGCCUCGGGCCCCGGGUCCAUUUCCACUUUGAGGAACUGAACAUCGGGGAGGUUUUUGUCAGAGUAACCCACAGAUAUGAGGCAUACCUGAUCAACAAGGGGCCUAUUGAGGCUCCCUUCAAACUCAUCCCUCCAACCACAGCCAUGGGCUCCUGCUUCACCUUCCUGCCCCAGGAGGGCAUCGUGGCACCAGAGAAGCUCCAGGCCAUCCGGGUCUCCUUCUGUCCCACCAUCCGGGGGGAGUUUGAGGAACAAUUCUGUUUCCAUGUGGCUGAAUCCCCUAAGCCUGUGAUCUUCACUGUCAGGGGCUCUGUGAUAGGACCCACUUUCCAUUUUGAUGUGCCCGCCCUGCACUUCGGUGACAUCGCCUUUGGUUUUCCUCACACCUUGAAGUGUUGCCUGUUUAACACCUCCCUGACGCCCAUGGGCUUCUCCCUCUACAUUCCUGGGGAUGGCUUGGGAGUGCCCAGUGUUAGCAGCACUACUCAGAUAGGCAAACCCAGCAGCCAGUUGUGGAGGAAGGAAGUUCGAGUUCUGAGGAGAUUACAGGAAUUUACCAUAAACCCCCACAGCGGGACCGUCCGUGCCCUGGGAUCCCAGGAUAUCAAGGUCACCCUGUGUCCCAACACUGUUGGGGACUACAAUCUGGAGCUGGUGCUGGACGUGGAAGAUGUUGGCAGGAAGGUGUUUGCACUGCCCCUCACAGCCAGGUGCAUCGUUCCUACUCUGCGAGUGCUCAACCCUGUCGUGGAACUGGGGCACUGCUGCUUGAAGGUGCUCUAUGAUGAGAAGGUGACCCUGGUGAAUGACAGUGACUUCCCAGGCUGCUACUGUCUUCUCCCUCAGGUUUGGCCUUGCAUCCAUCUCCUCCCCUCAGAUUUUACUGGGGGGGUUAUUAGGGGAAUAAAAGGAGCUUCGAGGGCAGUGAAAAUCCGAUGCAAGGAAGCUGUCAGCACCCAAGAACACAAGGAGGAGGCUGCUGCGUGGUACUCCAGCCUUGCACCCUCUGGGAUUAUCGAGGCUCACAGCUCGGUGCAGAUCCCAAUUACACUCCAGGCCCAGUUGCUGGGACAGUGCAGCAUCACUGCCAAGCUGGCCGUGUUUGGGAGACCAGGAUCCCCACUGGAAAUCCGUUUAGAGUGCGUUGGCCAGGGCCCCGUUGUCUAUGUCCAUCCCAGGGAGAUAAACUUCGGCUCUAUCCCAGUCCUAGAGGAUUGUUCCAAAACUCUCCACCUCGCCAAUCAGUGUAAGAUUCCUGCAGCCUUCCAGGUGGAGAUGGCUGUGGAACGUUCCUGCUGGAGGAUUGAGCCCAGUAAAGGAGUGGUCCCCCCCAGUUCUGAGGUGUCCGUGGCUGUCAUAGCUAACCUGAAUGACACAGUGAAAUUCCAGGAGAAGUUGAAGGUGUUCAUUGAGAACAACCCUGUGACCAUCAUCCCUCUCCAGGCUGUGGGCGUUGGCACCACAGUUGUCUCGGACAAACCUCUUGUUCCGAAGCUCGACUUGAAGUCCUGCUUCAGCUUCAGUCGCUGCUUUUACCACUUCCAGCUGACGAACAGAGGCCGCCGCACGCAGCGGCUCUACUGGAGCACGGAAGGGUUCCGCACCUUCCGCCGCAGCGCGCGGGCCCCGGCCCCCGCGGGCCCCCCGGGCAAAGGGGCUCCCCCCAUGCCCAGGCCUGGCAGCCCCGUGUUCAAGCUGUGCCCAGCGCAGGUGGACCUGAGGCCGGGCCAGACUGUGGACAUGGUGCUGGAAGGCUGCUCCAGCACUGUCCAGGAGGUGAAGGAGCGGCUGCUGUGCCACGCUGUGGUGGGGAAAGAGACAGCAAAGAAACAGAUCCUGCAAACAGAUGUCAUCUGCAACUUCAUCUGCCCUGCAGUGCAAAUGUCCCCCAGAGCCAUCGCUUUCCGUGUGGAAAAGAAACCCAGUGAUGUCCUGACACUGCAGUACCAGCCGCUGACAUUAAAAAACACCAGCUCCCUGCCAUUCAGCGUGGUGCUGGACUUGGAGCAGCCCUUCCUGGUCUGCAAUGUGAAGCGGAAGCCCCUCCCUGCAAAUUGCAAGGCUGUGGACUUUGGCUGCAUCAUAAAUGACACUGAACAAGAGUUGAAGAUGGAGAUGACCAACUGCAGCCCACUCCCUGUCAACUACCACUGGUCAUUCCUGACAGACAGCCAGGUGAACACCAUCAGGUUCAUCCCUUCACCACCUAAAUUCAAGCCACGGUCAUUAAACAAGAGGAGAGUGUUUCCAUGGAGAUACUCCAGGGCUGUAAGUGUGGAGGAGCCAACUGAAACCCCAGAAACAACGCAGGAUUCUGCCCAGGAAGAUUCUGCCCUGGAGGAUUCUGUCCUGGAGGAUUCUGCCCUGGAGAAUUCUGACGAGCAGGAUUCUGCUCAGGAAGAUCAUGCCCAGGAGGGUCCUGCCCAGGAGGAUGCUGCCCUGGAGGAUCCUGCUCAAGAGGACUCUGACCAGGAGGAUUCUGCUCAGGAGGACUCUGACCAGGAGCCAGAAGAUGCAGAGCAUUCCCUGGAAUCAGAGGGGCUGUCAUCCACUCCUGGGGCGUCUCAGAGGCCGCUGAGGGUGAGGGGACUGAGCUGGUUCUCAGAGAUGGAGCACCCCAAGCUGGGAAUGCAGGAGGUUUUUGACGUGCGGCCGCUGUGGGGUGAGCUGCAGCCGGGAGAGAGCGAGCAGGUCACCUUCACCUUCUUUGGGCACGCCAACGUGGUGGCGCGUGUGCGGGCGCUGUGCCACGUGCAGGGAGGCCCCAGCUACGAGGUGGUGCUGACCGGGGAGGCCUCGUGCCCCAGCUACCAGCUGGACCUGCAGGAGAUCGACUGGGGGCUGCAGAGGUUUAACAAAGUCCUCAAAGCAGAGGUGACCCUGCGCAACACCGGGGUCAUGGAAUUCACCUUCGUGGUGCCAAACUGCAGCACUGGCACUGCAGCAAAGCCUCUGCCCGGAGUGCCCGUGGUCGUGCCCACCACACCUGUCUGUCCCCUGAGCCAUCCCACAGCAAAGCCCUGA